AUGACGAUGAGCCCCCGGCAGAUUUAUCCUUGUCCGUGUGUCGCACACAUGCUUCCCAUCGUGCUGUUGGCCUUUGCAGUGCCAAGCGCGAGCGCAGCCCGCGCCCGUGAAGACCUCCGGACGGAACUCAUGCUUGACUCGGACCUGACUCCCGAAUGCCAAGCGGAGCUACAUGGCUUGAUUACAGAUUUGACGCAGAACUGCAUCGAAUUUGUACGCGAGAAGUUUGGUGAUGGUGAAGAAUCCUGCGGACCCAAAAUCUCCGAAUGGUUGACUGGUAACUUGAAAACUUCGGAGCCCAAGCUCACAACAUGGACCCAAAGUUUAGCCAAAUCCGAGAAAGAAGGUAUGUUGUGGGCAGGUUUCUGGGAUGGAGGAGAGGCAGAGCGUACCUCCAAGGAGGCCCUCUUUCGCUUUGCAAAGCUGAUAAACAGGAUCACAGUCCAUCCCAGUACAACAUUGGGACGCCUCACCGCCAAGAACGGAGAUCUCCAGGAGUGCAACGAAGAUCCGGCGGUCUAUACACCUUUGACAGGUGAGCCCACAGAUAAGGGUUUGCUUCCCAACUUCUGGAUGGUGGCCAGCGAAUGGUUCGUUCAUGAGAUGGCCCGAAAGGAGCAGAGCGCCAUCGUGAUGCUUGUCAACAAGGACCUUGACCCAGAGGCGAAUCGCAACCUCUAUCAGUCCGUCCUCUGGAAAUACGAGCUGCCUGCAUUGGCCGACAGGGUCCGACUCUCUGCCGCCGAGUUUUUUGCUGGGUGGGAACCGCAGGUUGUGCUGGUGAAUAUGCAGGAUUCAUGCAUUGAUUUGAAGGGCAAGAUUGCUGGACAACUGAGGAAUGUCGUCCUUGGACCAGAGAACCAGUGGAUCGAGAGAUGGUUGGCAAACAAGCCCAUAAUCUGUCUUGAGUGUGCUUCGCCUUGCGAGCUGAACCAGAAAUUUGCCGAUGAUUUGCAGGAGGAACUCAACCGAAAGAGCCCCUGA
Molecule: messenger RNA, 984 nt
Organism: Symbiodinium natans
Lineage: Eukaryota; Dinophyceae; Suessiales; Symbiodiniaceae
Source: the annotation of a GenBank genome assembly